GCCGCCGACUGUGCCCAGGGACACGCAGCGGGACGAGGGAAGACACACACACACACACACAGAGCCGGGGCCCGGUGCUCGACAUGGAAACCCGCAGCCAGGUGUGUCCGCUAGCGGCGCGGCUAACCGUGUCAUGACGGCCGGAGAGAUUUCUCCCACAUCUGCGCGACGUUGCAGCGAGACAGGAGCCGCACCAACACCCUGCUCGCCCUCUCCAGCCGCGACUGAGUGAAGAGGAGGCUUUAUUUUAUAACGUCUUCCAUCCCUGGUGGUGUUGUCCUCCUCUUCCUCCUCUUCCUCACCCAGCGCUCCAGACUGGACCACCAUGGCAGAGAGGACCUCGACCGGGUUGCUAACGAUGAUGUUGGAGCCCACGCCGGCUGUCGCGAUGACCCUGCCGGCGGAGGUGCGGGAGAAGCUGGCGGAGCUGGAGCUGGAGCUGUCCGAGGGGGACAUCACUCAGAAGGGCUAUGAGAAGAAAAGAGGCAAGCUGUUGGCACCGUACAUCCCACAGAUACAAGGUGUAGAUCCAUCUCUGCAAAUUGACAACAGAAUCCAGACCUCAUCCCAAGCAGUUCUUCCAGGUUCCAAACACAACAAGUCCCGGGCUGCCAACACCCGGGAUGAACGCUUCAGAUCUGAUUUGCACACAGAAGCCGUCCAAGCAGCUUUGGCGAAGUACAAAGAGAGGAAGAUGCCCAUGCCCUCUAAGAGACGAUCUGUGCUAGUUCAGUCAUCUGUGGAGGCAUGCACCCCACCAGACACCUCCUCAGCGUCGGAAGAUGAGGGUUCGCUGCGCCGGCAGGGACGUCUGGCCACUUCCACGCCCUACCAGGGCCACGGCCACCCAGCCGUUGAGCACUGGUUUAACCGUGUCAUCCAGGGCUCGUCCACCUCAUCCUCCGCAUCAUCCACCUCAUCCCACCCGGGAGGGAGAUCCGUCACCACCACCAACACCACUGCCCACGCAGCCCUCAACGCCAACGCCGCAGCUACCGCACUGGCCGACCUCAUGGCACACACCCAGCUAGAUAACCACUCAGCACCCCCCGACGUGACAGGGCUGUCGGAGCGUUCCUCACUUCAUGCGGAGCGGCCCCAAGUGGCCUCUGUACGAGGCAUUACCCGCAGCUACAACCAUCAAACCAGCGUCAUGGAGACUGCAGAUGGCUGUGAGUGGGGAGGUGAAGGAUCCCUCAGUUUAACGGAUGGGGUUCCAGUCAACAGUCGCGUCUCCUCUAAGAUCCAGCAGCUGCUGAACACACUGAAGAGACCAAAGCGACCGCCAUUGCGAGAGUUCUUUGUGGACGACUUUGAGGAGCUUAUGGACGUUCAGCAGCCAGACCCCAACCAGCCAAAGCCUGAAGGCCAGCAGAUGAGUCCCCUUGAAGGAGAACCGCUCGGCGUGGUCACCAACUGGCCGCCUUCAUUGCCAGCAGCCUUACAGCGGUGGGGUACGACUCAGCCCAAGAGUCCAUGUCUGACAGCGCUUGACAAUGCUGGGAAACCCGUCUACACUCUCACCUACGGUAAACUGUGGACCCGCAGUCACAAACUGGCGUAUACUCUCCUUAACAAGCUGAGCACCAGAAAUGAGCCUUUGCUCAUGCCUGGAGACAGAGUUGCACUUGUGUUCCCAAACAACGACCCAGUGAUGUUCAUUGUGGCCUUCUACGGCUGUCUGCUGGCAGAGCUGGUACCUGUGCCUAUCGAAGUGCCGCUGACCAGAAAGGAUGCAGGGAGUCAACAGAUCGGUUUUCUGUUGGGCAGCUGCGGCGUCACGUUGGCACUGACCACCGACGCUUGUCAGAAAGGCUUACCCAAAGCACAAACUGGGGAGGUAGCAACUUUCAAAGGCUGGCCGCGGUUACUGUGGUUUGUGACAGAUGGGAAGCACGUUGUGAAGCCUCCAAAAGAUUGGCAUCCUCCAUUACGUGAAGCCAGUAAUGACAUAGCCUACAUAGAGUACAAAACCAGCAAGGAAGGAAGCACCAUGGGGAUCACAGUGUCCCACUCAGCCAUGUUGGCUCACUGUCACUCCCUCACACAGGCCUGUGGCUACACUGAAGCUGAGACCAUAACCAACGUCCUGGACUUCAAGAGGGAAGCAGGAUUAUGGCAUGGAGUUCUCACUAGCGUCAUGAAUAGGAUGCACGUGAUCAGCAUCCCUUACUCCCUGAUGAAAGUCAACCCGCUCUCCUGGAUUCUGAAGGUUCACACGUACAAAGCGCGGGUAGCAGUGGUGAAAUCGAGGGACAUGCACUGGUCUCUGCUCGCUCAGAGGGACCAGAGAGACAUCAGCCUGAGCUCACUGCGCAUGUUGAUCGUAGCAGACGGAGCCAACCCCUGGUCGAUAUCCUCCUGCGAUGCCUUCCUCAAUGUGUUCCAGGCACGUGGGCUGCGACCUGAGGUGAUCUGUCCAUGUGCCAGCUCCUCGGAAGCCAUGACUGUCGCCAUCCGCAGACCUCCAGAAAUGGGUGUUCCUCCCCCGGGGAAGGCGGUGCUGUCUAUGGGUGGGCUGAGUCACAGUGUGAUCCGCGUGGACACAGAGGAGAAACUCUCUGUCCUUACAGUGCAGGAUGUGGGACAGGUCAUGCCUGGAGCUCUCGUUUGUGUGGUGCGGGUGGAGGGGACACCUUAUCUCUGUCACACCGAUGAGGUUGGAGAGAUCUGCCUGAGCUCAGGUACCACCGGUGUAGCUUACUAUGGCCUCCCAGGGAUGACCAAGAACAUCUUUGAGACCAUCCCGGUAACAUCUUCUGGGGUUCCCGUCAGUGACAGACCCUUCACCAGGACGUCACUGCUGGGCUUUGUGGGACCAGACAGCCUUGUGUUUGUCGUGGGCAAGAUGGAAGGGCUGAUGGUGGUCAGCGGGCGGAGACACAACGCUGACGACGUGGUCGCCACCGCUCUGGCAGUGGAGCCCAUGAAGUUUGUGUACAGGGGCAGGAUAGCAGUGUUUUCUGUGUCUGUGCUGCAUGACGAAAGGAUUGUUGUUGUGGCUGAGCAAAGGCCGGAUGCCUCCGAAGAGGACAGCUUCCAGUGGAUGAGCCGUGUCCUUCAGGCAAUAGACAGCAUCCACCAGGUCGGGGUGUACUGCCUGGCUCUGGUGCCGGCCAACACGCUCCCAAAGGCACCACUGGGUGGCAUCCACAUCUCUGAGACCAAACAGCGUUUCUUGGAGGGCGCCUUGCACCCCUGCAACGUCCUCAUGUGCCCUCACACUUGUGUGACCAACCUGCCUAAGCCGAGACAAAAACAGCCAGAAGUUGGUCCUGCUUCUAUGAUAGUGGGCAACCUGGUAGCAGGCAAGAGGAUCGCACAAGCCUGUGGAAGAGACGUGACACAACUGGAGGACAAUGACCAGGCACGUAAGUUCCUUUACAUACAGGAUGUGCUACAGUGGAGAGCUCAGGCCACUCCAGACCAUCCCCUGUUCCUCGUUCUCAAUGCUAAGGGCACGGUGGCGAGUACAGCUUCCUGUCUGCAACUGCACAAGCGGGCAGAGCGGGUGGCCGUAGCUUUGAUGGGACGCCUAAACACUGGAGACCAUGUGGCGCUCGUCUACCCGCCAGGAAUUGACCUGAUUGCCACGUUUUACGGCUGCCUGUACGCCGGCUGCGUGCCAGUCACCGUCAGACCCCCGCACCCCCAGAACCUGGCCACCACCCUGCCCACUGUCAAGAUGAUUGUUGAGGUCAGUAAGUCGGUGUGCAUCCUGACAACACAAGCAAUAAUGAAGUUGCUGAAAUCCAAAGAGGCUGCUGCUGCCGUGGACGUCAAGAGCUGGCCCAUGGUGCUGGACACAGAUGACCUCCCCAGGAAGAAGAGUCCCCAGAUGUACAAGCCCCCAACCCCAGAGAUGUUAGCUUACCUGGACUUCAGUGUGUCCACAACAGGCAUUCUGGCGGGGGUCAAGAUGUCCCAUGCAGCCACCAGUGCCUUGUGUCGCUCCAUCAAGCUGCAGUGCGAGCUCUACCCUUCCCGGCAGAUCGCCAUCUGCCUGGACCCUUACUGUGGCCUCGGCUUUGCACUCUGGUGUCUCUGCAGCGUGUACUCGGGCCACCAGUCGAUCCUGGUCCCCCCUCUGGAGCUAGAGAGUAACGCAUCUCUGUGGCUCGCUGCAGUCAGCCAGUACAAAGUGCGAGUCACCUUCUGCUCGUAUUCGGUCAUGGAGAUGUGCACCAAAGGCCUGGGCUCACAGACAGAAGCACUACGGUUGCGGAAUGUGAACCUGUCGUGCGUGCGGACGUGCAUGGUGGUAGCAGAGGAGCGGCCCCGCAUCGCACUCACUCAGUCCUUCUCAAAGAUCUUCAAAGACUUGGGGCUUUCGCCACGUGCCGUCAGCACCACGUUUGGCUGCAGGGUGAACGUGGCCAUCUGUUUGCAGGGUACAGCUGGACCAGACCCCACCACUGUUUACGUGGACAUGAGAGCUCUACGUCACGACAGGGUUCGCCUUGUGGAGAGAGGGUCACCACACAGCCUGCCGCUGAUGGAGUCUGGGAAGAUCCUUCCAGGAGUGAAAGUGAUCAUUGCAAACACCGAGACUAAAGGACCCUUGGGAGACUCUCAUCUCGGAGAGGUGUGGGUGAGCAGUCCUCACAACGCCACAGGCUACUACACAGUUUACGGGGAGGAGGCGCUGCACGCCGACCACUUCAACACCAAGCUCAGCUUCGGGGACACUCAGACGGUCUGGGCGAGGACGGGCUACCUGGGCUUCCUGCGCCGCACCGAGCUGACCGAUGCCAGCGGAGAGCGCCAUGACGCCCUCUACGUGGUGGGCUCCCUUGAUGAAACUCUUGAGCUGAGGGGAAUGAGGUAUCACCCCAUCGACAUUGAGACCUCCGUUAUCCGUUCUCAUAAGAGCAUAGCUGAAUGCGCGGUGUUUACCUGGACCAACCUCCUCGUGGUGGUCGUGGAGCUGGAGGGAUCCGAGCAGGAGGCCCUGGACCUGGUGGCUCUGGUCACUAACGUGGUCCUGGAGGAGCACUACCUCAUUGUAGGGGUGGUGGUGGUGGUCGACCCCGGCGUCAUCCCCAUCAACUCCAGAGGGGAGAAGCAGCGCAUGCACCUCAGAGACGGAUUCCUGGCCGACCAGCUGGACCCCAUAUACGUGGCUUACAACAUGUGAGGGGCUCUGCUGGCAGGGGGGGGGCACUCCUCACAUUACUUGAGACCACAGGACAAUGCAAAAACAUGGAGCUUGGAAGGUCUUGGUUCCCGUUGAAAGAGGGCACACUGCCCUCUUCUGUCGCAGAGGGGAAAUACAGUAUGAAAGAAAGCAGCAGGACGGAGAAAAAUACCCAAACUAAUGUCGGUUUCUCCCUGUAAUUUUUUAUUUUAUUUGCCUAAACAAAUAAUGUUUUCAAGGGCAUUUUUGUUCUUUUAAAGUAAGUUUUAUAUGUUUGACAGAACGUCUAGCUCCUUAAACACAGGACACCAGAUAGAGGAGGAACAGGAGGUUGAAGGUUUAAUACUACACUGUGCCAUUAACUUAUUUUUUACUUUGUCAGUCCCAACAAUAACAACUGUUAGUUUUGGUCUGUCAAACACUUGUGCCAUAGAACAGGACUGACGUAGUCAACCGUACCAGUAACCCAUUUCAAACGAGCUCUCACACCUUUAGCGUCCACUGGUCAGAAUGGUUUUCGUAGAGAAACUCCGCCACCAGCAAGGAAGGGCAGCUUUCCAGGUUACGGCUGCACCCCCAUGUGAUCCCUGAUUCCUGUGAUCCAGCUCAGUUCAGUUCCAUGUUGUUGCGUUGGCAAAGAAGCACACAGCAGUGGUGUCGGAGAGAGGGGGGGUGGGGGCAGUAGGGUUUUGUGUUGCUCAUUCCAGCUGUAACGCUUUUGUUUUUGUAGAACAAGAAGUUUCUGAAUAUUCUCGUGGUUUGACGAAAUCUUGUUCUUUUCUCAAUCGGACAUUACAAUGUAAUAUAGUCCCUGUUUUAUCUGAACGAAAUGCAAUAUGAGAGAUGAGGAAGGUUGUGGCUUUGAAUGACUGCGGACAGUGAGUGCCAAUCUUUCGACGUCCCGAUACGGAGAGGAAUAGAAUCGCUGCUUACCGUUAGCAGCGCCAAAUGAUACGAAUUAAGCCUUAAGUGUUUUUUCCGAUGCCUCUUCCUGUCCCCGCGUCUGUGCGACUUAAUUUAGUGAAGUUCAUCAGCUGGUGGACAGGAAAUGAAUAUGCAGAAGGAAGUGGGUGUGGUAAAUCCUGCUCUUGUUGCACCUACCCUCAUCUUGAUGGCCAAGAUGAAUAUACUUGAUCCUAACAUCGACCAUUACAGACACACACGUACUCCAUAAGUGUUUUUACUAACGUCUGUCCCUAUGAUUAGUCGAUUUGAAUGUGUUUUAUAGCGAAAGACUGGAAGAAAUUGUUGUGGGUUUGAAGCCGCCUGUCACAGCCUCAUUUCAGGAUGCAUAAGGUUGAGUGGAGGAUGAAAAGUGUUUUGAGCUGCAUGUAAAGUAUGAGGCGAGUGUUGUGACAUCUCAUUGCAUAAAGAUUUGCGUCAGUGUGUGUUUCUUUUUUCUACGUGCACAUCCCUUCAGAAACGGGCCCCAGCCUACUGUAAGUAUGUACAGGUUUUGUGUAAAUUAUUAAUAGAUGGAGGAGACGACAGGGACGCAAAAAGACUGAAUCUGAUAUGGACGUGAACUUCUCCCUCACAAAUAAAAAUGAUUUGAAAUGGAUCCUCGUGUGUGGACAAUGGGAAAGAGACAUUUUUUUUUUUAAGUGUGAAAGAACAGUGGGAACUUCCAGGACGGGACAGAGAACACAUCGAGCACAAGGAGAAGAGAGUUCUGCUCUGUGGACCGUGAGAUGUCACUCCCUCCCUCGCAAAGUUCUGUUGUUAACAUAUGGAAAGAUACAGUUGUCUGAUAUACGGUUAGUUGUCAUUAUUUUCAUAACAUGAUUUCCUAAUGAAUAAAAAAGUGCUUUUAACUUGAAA
Molecule: messenger RNA, 6958 nt
Organism: Pleuronectes platessa (European plaice)
Lineage: Eukaryota; Metazoa; Chordata; Actinopteri; Pleuronectiformes; Pleuronectidae
Gene: dip2a
Product: disco-interacting protein 2 homolog A
Exons: 39
Coding region: 326-5137 (1603 amino acids)
Cellular component (GO): cell surface
Source: RefSeq, a predicted model, not a curated record